Molecule: messenger RNA, 3703 nt
Organism: Pristis pectinata (smalltooth sawfish)
Lineage: Eukaryota; Metazoa; Chordata; Chondrichthyes; Rhinopristiformes; Pristidae
Gene: ccng2
Product: cyclin G2
Exons: 8
Coding region: 336-1400 (354 amino acids)
Biological process (GO): mitotic cell cycle phase transition; regulation of cyclin-dependent protein serine/threonine kinase activity
Cellular component (GO): cyclin-dependent protein kinase holoenzyme complex; nucleus; cytoplasm
Molecular function (GO): cyclin-dependent protein serine/threonine kinase regulator activity
Source: RefSeq, a predicted model, not a curated record
AGAGAGAGAGAGAAGGAAAGGAGGGGAUAGGGAGGGUGUUAGAGAGAGAGAGAGAGAGGAGAUAGGGAGGAACAGGGGUAGAACUAGAGGAGAGAGAAGACCGGGGAUAGGGAGAAAAGAGACGAGGAAAAGGAAGAGAUUGAAGGGAAGGAGAGCGAGUGAGAAAGAAAGAAAGAAGGGGAAAGGUCCAAGGGGAGAAUAGAGCGAGAGGUAGGAAUAGGGUUGGGGGGACGGGGAGGUGAGGGAGCCUGCAGAGUGCAGAUCGGCGACACCCCGUCCCCUCCUCUCUCGACUCCAAGAUUUGAUACCCGAGGGCAGCAUUCAACGACAGAACCAUGAAAGAUCUAUCCUCCCACGAGCACAACAAUGAAGCUUAUAAACUAUUGAAACAGAUAAACCAAUACUUGGAACAAGAAUCUAAAUUUUUACCACGCCCGAGAGGUCUUGAUGCAAUAGAAUCAACCUUGGAGAAUGAUGAUUGUGUCACUCCUAAGUUAAGAGAUGCCAAAGUGGAAGAUCUCCGGAGUUUAACCAGGUUCUUUGGCUGCAGUACUGAAACAUUUGUAUUGGCAGUUAAUCUACUGGACAGAUUUCUGUCAUUUAUGAAGGUGAGACCAAAACAUCUACCUUGUCUUGGAAUAAGUGUCUUCCAUCUAGCAGCAAAGACUAUUGAGGAAGAAUGCAAUGUUCCUUCUGACCAUGAUCUCCUUCGCAUCAGCCACUGCAAGUUUACAGUGUCUGAUCUCAAGAGAAUGGAAAAUAUUGUCUGUGAAAAACUGAAUGGAGAACUCAAGGCUGUCACGGCCUUCCAUUUUUUGCACCUGUAUCAUGCCUUGGCACACUACCAUAUAACUGAAAAGAAAGAAUACCUGAUCCUUGAUAAACUGGAAGCACAACUGAAAGCCUGCAGCUGCCAAUUUUUGUUUUCAAAGGCUAAACCAUCUGUAUUGGCUUUGUCUCUUUUGACCCUUGAAGUUGAGCACCUGAAAUCUGUAGAUUUGUUUGAGAUUAUACUGCGUAUUCAAAAACAUUCCAAGAUAAGCCAUCGUGAUUUGGCAUACUGGCGUGAAUUGGUCUCAAAAUGCCUGGCUGACUAUUCUUCACCUGAAUGCUGCAAACCUGAUAACAAGAAAUUGGUGUGGAUUGUUUCAAGGCGUACGGCACGUCACUUGCAGAACAGUUACUACAGUGUUCCUGAACUGCCAACAAUUCCAGAAGCUGGCUGUUACAGUGAAACAGGAAGUGACGAUUCUUGUGAAGAAAUGAGCUGCGGUGAAGGUAGCCCGAGUAGUUCCCCAAGGAGUGACACAGCAGAAGAAUUCUUUCCUGAAGGCUUCUUGCAUCAAUCUAAGUGGCAAAAUCAUCUGGGUUUCCAAACUCCAUCUGCAAACUCGUUGUAGAUCAGUGGGUCGCACACUUGUGCAUCUAAGCUUUUAAAUUGUCCUGAGGCAUUCUUUUUUUUAGUGUAAAUGUGGUUUUGAGGUGUUGUGCAUUAAGACUUCCACUGAUCUUGUCUGCAUAACCUAGAGGUCCUGCAGCCCCCAAAAGUAUCCUUUUGGCUAUGUACUUUGCAGUAAUUUCCCAGUGGCAUGAGAACACUUGCUCUCUUUGCAACAGUAACAAAAACAGCUGGAGAUUUGUGAAAUUUCUCCAGGUACUACUUAACCUACAACCACAUUAAGCUGGUCGAAAGCUUUGAGUUUUAGCCAGACAGAAUUACUUUUGGCUGGACACUUUUAUUUGGGAAAUUUGCCUUUAAGUGCUUCCCACUUUGAGCAAAUUCUAUUUGUAUUGAUUUUAAUAACAGUAUAUGGUAAUAUAUUAUGUUGCUUUAAUUUUUAAUUGUGGAUGGUAUCAACCAAAAAACACAUUCCUUCAACACAUUCAUAUAAAACACUUUCUUGAGAUUGACUAAAAUGACAUGCAAAGUCAUUUUCUCAAAUCAGUCAUUUAAAACUUUACAAGUACAUCCCUCAACUAUUUAAUUUGCAUAAAAUAUGAAAGUUUAUGUAUGUUUUGCAGAGUUUCCUAACACUCGUGCUCUUUGUGAAGCAUUGUUUUUUGUUUGGUUGUGUACUGUCCAUAUUGGCAGAAAUGAAGGACAACAUUAAUGUAUUCCUUGGGAGAGCCACACUUGUAUUUUUAAUAUUUAAAAAAAAAUCCAUAGCUGAGUGAAUUGGGUGCUUUAAGUAUGGCUUUCCCUGCUUGAAACUGGUGGUUCUAAUAGUACCAGUUUUCCUUUAUGAAAUUUUUAAAAAUUGCUUUUUAGGAGCAGUUAAAUCGAGGGGAAAAUGUAUCGAUGCUGAUGUUUCUAUGUGUAGAUUGCAGUUGCACAGCUGUUUCAAGUGAUUGAUAAUGAUGUGGUUAUUUGUUAAGGUUAUUAAUAUUUGAAGACUGACUUGAAUAGUAUCUGGGAAUUAAAUCCCUAACACCCAUUUUCAUUGGAAUUGGUAGUGGGGAAGGGAUUAUUUGUAAAAAUGAGAGAAGUGAAAAUAAUUGGAUAAAAUGGGAAUGUGCUCAGUCAAGGUGUUCACUGUGCCCUUAAAGGGGCUGAGGGGUUCUUUCAUGUUUUCUGCUCCAAAAAUUAAAUUACCCAAUAUUUAGAACAUCAAUGUUCCAUUUGGAAUGAAUUGAUCAUUUAAGUCUGGUAACUUUAUACUUGGAUGUAGAUUGUAAACCUUAAUUGCUGGAAUUCCUAAAGCAACAGUGAUGCCACUUUUCAGUGUUUAACAAAGCAGCCAAUGUGCACGUUUGUGUUCCUGUCCAUCUGUAAUCUUGCAUUUCUCUCCCUUUUCUUCCCCCACCUCCACCCACUUUUCACAGGCUGUGUUACAAUGACAGAUGUACUAGCAUCUCAAGUCUAUCAGCUUAGUCUGUCGCUUCAGCUGAUCUGAAAAGAGCCCAGAUCAUUUGAGUUAAGCAUGUCUUUUGUAAUGUUCAAAUGCAAGCUUUUUCUUUUUUUAAAAAAAGUGCCAUCUGGAGGAGGGGUCCUCGUCUAAAAUGUGCAAAUAUUAUAGAUAUGAGAGUAUGGUGGCUUUGACAAUACUCUUAAGCAGCAAUUACCUCAGUCAGGAACCUUUAUUGGUAUGGUUAAGUUUUGUAGCAUCUGGUGGUUCAAGUGCAAACUAGAUAUUUUUGUCAAGGACUUUACCAUGUGAUUUUUAGUAAUGUACAGGUUGGCAUAGUUGGUCAAUGAAUACACUUUCUUAGUUUAUAUUCUGCAGAAACAGCAAAAAGCUACUUCCUAUCCAAUGUGGGUGUUUGCCAGAAAAAUCCUAGUUUAUAAAAGGUAUAUAGAAAAUUGUAUAGAAAGUGUAAAUGCACAACUUAAAUAUACAGGAAAAAAAGUGCACUUAUUUUUUUCCCUAUUCAGGUAUGAAAGCAAUCCAAUGCACUUAAAGGAUGUAUGUAGCAUUGUUCAAUUGUGUAGCAUUGUGUAAAAAUUCUCUGUAGAUACUAACUUAUUGUACAUUUCCAUUUUAUAAAUACUGUGCCACUCAUCAGUUGUACUGCUACCAAGAGAUGCUUGGUAAAUAAAUACUCUUUUUGAAAUUGUUGUACAUUAUUCAGAACCAGUCAUAUUUCAUGUAAUCCACCUUGCUUUCGUUUAUGCAGUAUUAUCCUUGGAGCAUCAUAACCACAGGUUGUUCAUUAUUCCACUCAAAAUUUGUGGAGCUGAGUGAGGUUAUUUAACAUAUGAGGA